UCUGACCAAUGCGGGUCCUUGGCUCUGUCCUGGGACAUAUAAGAGGGCGAGGGGCCACUGAUCCUCACAUUGCUCUGAAGUCUCACCACAUCAGUCUUCUGCCUUGCUCAGCGUGUCCUACAGAGGUCAUGGAUGUGUUUUCUCAGUCCCAGGUGUACUAUGACUGUGCCUCUUCUCCAGACAGUUUGGACUUUGGUCCUGGAGCAGAGCUGGCUGGUUCUGAGGAGGAUGAGCACAUUAGGGUCCCAGGAGCGCCCCAUCAGCCAGGACACUGUCUGCAGUGGGCCUGCAAGGCCUGCAAGCGCAAGUCAAGCUUUGUGGAUCGCAGAAGGGCUGCCACCAUGCGUGAGCGCAGACGACUGAAGAAGGUCAACCACGCAUUUGAGGCUUUGCGCCGCUGUACCUCUGCCAACCCAAGUCAGCGCCUGCCCAAAGUGGAGAUCCUCCGUAAUGCCAUCCAAUACAUCGAGAGUCUGCAGGAGCUGCUGAGGGAGCAGGUGGAGAACUACUACAACCUCCCAGGAGAGGGCAGCUCUGAGCCCAGCAGUCCACUGUCCAGUUGCUCUGAGGGAAUGGCUGAAAGCAACAGUCCGGUGUGGCAUCAGCUCAAUACAAACUACAACAGCAGUUAUUCGUAUUCUAAAAUUGAUCACUUGAAUGAGAAAUCUGCUGGUGCGUCCAGUCUGGAGUGUUUGUCCAGCAUUGUAGACCGCCUCUCUUCAGUGGAGGCCAGCGGUGGACCCUCAUCUCUACGAGACGUGGCCAGUUACUCCCCCAUCAGCACUGACUCACAGCCCUGCACACCAGACAGUCCCGGUACCAGACCUGUGUACCAUGUUCUUUGAAGGGACAUCUAUUUGGAUAUAAACAAAGCUGCAAAGGAAGAGAAGAUCUGGGCAGACAUGACCAAGUAACUGUGGGAUGAAUAAAGCGGCUUUGAAACUACACGAGAUUGUAAAUAUGUAUGUAUAUGGCAUUUAUUACUCCCAAUAAUUGUACCAAAAUUAAAUAAA
Molecule: messenger RNA, 1013 nt
Organism: Periophthalmus magnuspinnatus
Lineage: Eukaryota; Metazoa; Chordata; Actinopteri; Gobiiformes; Gobiidae
Gene: myf5
Product: myogenic factor 5
Exons: 3
Coding region: 9-845 (278 amino acids)
Biological process (GO): regulation of transcription by RNA polymerase II; positive regulation of myoblast differentiation; muscle organ development
Molecular function (GO): DNA-binding transcription factor activity, RNA polymerase II-specific; RNA polymerase II cis-regulatory region sequence-specific DNA binding; protein dimerization activity
Source: RefSeq, a predicted model, not a curated record